Messenger RNA from Toxorhynchites rutilus septentrionalis, 1396 nucleotides. It is a transcript of the gene Cpsf5, whose product is annotated as cleavage and polyadenylation specificity factor subunit 5. The coding region runs from base 259 to 951 and encodes 230 amino acids. Gene Ontology annotation, cellular component: mRNA cleavage factor complex. The transcript has 6 exons. Lineage: Eukaryota; Metazoa; Arthropoda; Insecta; Diptera; Culicidae. The record is from RefSeq and is a predicted model, not a curated record. Gene Ontology annotation, molecular function: mRNA binding.
CGCAUCGUGCGUUGGUUGAUUGACGCUUGCAAAGUUUACCGGAGUCGCACGGGUGUGCACAAGUGUGUAGCGCAGAUUAUUUUUUACUGAUAUAUAGACAAGUUUUCACAUCAAUCUCGAUAACUAUUCCAAAUUCAGUGCAGUGCUUAUAGUGGUUAAGUGAAAGAAGGACCCGACAAGAGUGAUAGACGAAAUAGACGCGAGAAAAAACGGAAUCAAUUGGUGUUGGCUCAAAUCGGCAAAUAAAAAAAAACAAAGAUGGCAGCGCAAUCCAUAAACAAAACCGGCUCCGGAUGGCCCCGGAGAACCAGCCAGGGCACCAUGAAUGAUAUUAGCAAAGCCCAAAAUAACCAGUCGAUGACGCUGAACCGAACGAUUAAUCUUUAUCCCUUAACGAACUACACUUUCGGAACGAAGGAACCGUUAUUCGAGAAGGAUCCCUCGGUGCCGGCUCGCUUCCAGCGAAUGAGAGACGAAUUUGACAAAAUUGGAAUGCGCCGUUCGGUGGAGGGAGUUUUGUUGGUUCACGAACAUGGUCUCCCGCACGUACUGUUGCUACAGUUGGGAACCACGUUCUUCAAGUUGCCAGGUGGCGAACUCAGCGCAGGAGAGGACGAAGUGGAAGGCCUUAAACGAUUACUCACAGAGACUCUAGGCCGGCAGGAUGGCGUCAAGCAGGAUUGGAUCGUCGAGGACACCAUCGGAAACUGGUGGCGACCGAACUUCGAACCGCCGCAGUAUCCCUACAUUCCGCCCCACAUCACCAAGCCGAAAGAACACAAGCGACUUUUUCUGGUACAGCUGCACGAGAAGGCUCUUUUCGCCGUUCCCAAGAACUACAAGCUAGUGGCGGCCCCGUUGUUUGAACUCUAUGACAAUUCGCAAGGAUACGGUCCGAUAAUAUCGUCACUACCGCAAGCGCUGUGUCGGUUCAACUUUAUCUACAUGUAAACGUCUUCCCGAUGUGGCCCAUCCCGCUCCGUAUGUCAUUGAACCAUACCUGUAAGUACUAUGACUGAUCGUUCAACUGGAACCCGACAUUGGCGUCACCUGGAGGAUGUUUAAUAUUAUACGCAGAUCUGCACCCCGAAGAGAUCACAUUCUAGAAUGGGAUUUAGAAUCAACAACACACACACACACACACUCAUCCAGCACAGAUUGUGUUGGAUUUUUCGACGAAUUUGAAUAAUCCGUCACUCAUUUGAUAAAUUAUCGAGAGAGAAAGAGAGAGAGAGAAAACCUAGUGUAUUAAAAGUCAAGAAUUUAGGUCUAAACAUAACCGAUUUGCGUACAUAUUUUGUAAUGGAAUAUUGUUGAGAAUGCACAUUGAAAACUGAGCGAAUAUACACGAAAAUCUCAAACUACUCGUUUGUAAACUUGUGAUUGUCUACCGAAA